CUUGGGUUUGAGACUUUGAUGGGACCAAUUAUAAUUCAAUACAAACUAUGGAUUGAGAAUGUCUCGUGGAAAAAUGCCGCCAACCCCGCUGAAGAUAACCCGCCAGUACUCGCCCUUCCUCGCUCUCCUCUGCACAACAGCUGGCUUCUUCCCGGGGCAGUUUGAACUCGUGUGGUAUAAAAAUCUCUCCGAAAUCACGUCUGGCGUCAACAUCAGGAAAAUGCUGAACGAAGAGGGUUUAUUUCACGUUUCCAGCGAGCUCAGUCUUCCGGAGAAGGGGUCAGUCUACACCUGCCAGAUUUCUCACAUCACACUCAGCGUCCCGGCAAACAUCAGCGACAAAAUUCCGAACCACGUUGGCCGAUUCCACACCAUUAACAUCUUCCGUUUGAUUUUGGGGAUCGGAAUGGUGGUGUUGGGGACCGCCUUACUGUGGAUCAUUUAAAGUCACAUACCUAAUGUCAUCAACUGCUCGCAC
Molecule: messenger RNA, 478 nt
Organism: Hemiscyllium ocellatum (epaulette shark)
Lineage: Eukaryota; Metazoa; Chordata; Chondrichthyes; Orectolobiformes; Hemiscylliidae
Product: rano class II histocompatibility antigen, A beta chain-like
Exons: 4
Coding region: 59-445 (128 amino acids)
Source: RefSeq, a predicted model, not a curated record